UGACCAUGUCAUGGGGGAGUGGUGGGUGCACAGAGGACUGUGAGGAUAAUUCUGUCUUCGAAACUUUCAUAAACAGCUCUGUGAAGCUGUGGGUCGGUGCAGAUAUUUAAGGGCUGCUUGUGACCAUCUCAGCAAUGAAGAGCCUUCAUCCACUUCUCACUCAAUCAGUCAGGAUGAAGUCAGCCUUAAUAUUGGUUUGCUGUCUUUAUAUGCCAACUGCCUUUGCUAAACAAAUAUUUCAGAAAGAUGAUUUGGUUGAUCAUCCUCAAGAGACAAGUUCUAUCAUGCUACAAAGUUUCUUUUCACAAAGUCUGGAUCAAAGACCUGAGAGUUUGCCAGAAAAUACUUCUGAAAAUACCUCAGAAAAUUCUUCUGAGAGCACCUCGGAGAAUACUUCUGAAAACACUUCAGAAGAUACUUCUGAGAACACCUCGGAGAAUACUUCUAACAAUACUUCAGAAGAUACUUCUGAGAACACCUCGGAGAAUACUUCUGAAAAUACUUCAGAAGAUACUUCUGAGAACACCUCAGAGAAUACGGCCUCAGAAGAAGACAAUACACCUGAAAACUUGAGUGACCAUAUUCAAGCUGGAGAAAAAAGAGAUGACAAGGAAGAGCAGACUCUGAAUAGCUGGAUGCGGGUGUUCAAGGCUACUGUGAAGAGUGCGGAUGCCAACACAGAGAACAAAGACAAAGGGGACGAACGGAUCCGUCAUGAAGACACUCUGGUGGUAAACCAUGCUGAAAGAAAACACUCUACUAAGCAGAUCAGUGAUAAUGCAGAGAGCAAUGAACCCACAAUGAAUAUGUUUGUAGGCGAAUGCCAGGACAGCAUAAAUCAAGAUGACUGUGAGAGCAAACAAUAUACUUUCCAAACAUCAGAUGACCUGUUUGAUCCAAACCAUGGCUUAUUAAGGCCUGACAAUGAACAGAGGGAUCCGUAACUGUGGUAAUUAUGCCACAGAACAUUGUAUCCUAGCAUGUGUCGUUUUUUUUUCUUCUAAAAAAUGUUUAUUUUUUCUUUUUUCAAUUUUUGUGCUAAAUCAAAGUGAUAAGCAUUCAAAAUCAAUAUGCCAGCCUCAUUUAAACGUUCAAUCAUUUACACAGUAAAUGUAUUUUUUUUUUUACAUUUACUGUGUAAAUGCUUCAAUAAUUUGUUGUUUCCUCACAUCUGAAGGGGUAGUUGCUCUGCAAUUGCAUUAUAAAUGGUGUGAUGAUAAUAAAAGGCUUCCAAUUGUAAUUAUAAUUUUCUUCUGAGAUUGAACUUAAAAGUAACUAAUUUGGCUAACUUUACACCAUGUAAUAGUGAUGGAAUUUGAUAGACCAAAGGACUCACCCCAAAAAACAUCAAUAGAGGGUUAUGUUACAGUGUGGUUUAUACUGUAUGACGUGCUACAUCACAUUGCAUAUUGCAUUGUACUGUAUGAAAUAUGCAAUAUGCCAUCAAAUGUAAUAGUAAUAGACCACCAAAUACAACAUUUUUUAGUCAUAUUAUCUAUAUAACUAUUGUAUACAGUCUUUAUUGACCAUUGAAUACAUUUUACAUUAUAUAUGCUUCACUAUUCAGAAAUUGAAAAUAUAUAACUGUACAAUCUUGUACUUUUUAUGUAUAACAUAUACUCAGAUAUUUUCUGUUGUCUUACAUAUGUUGAACUCUUUACAAAAUACAACUGUCAUCGAAAAUGAGUGUUUAUAAUAAAGUUUAUAUAAUUAA
Molecule: messenger RNA, 1714 nt
Organism: Paramormyrops kingsleyae
Lineage: Eukaryota; Metazoa; Chordata; Actinopteri; Osteoglossiformes; Mormyridae
Source: RefSeq, a predicted model, not a curated record